GCAGAGCAGCGCCAAAAUAUCACGAAGCCUAAAGAUCUUCGACUCCCUCCACACACUCUACCCACACUCAAUCAGAGCUCUUCCUCAACUCAACAUGGCACCUCCUUCCAAACUCGGCGUCGCGACUUCCGCACUUAUGCGACUCGUGAAGGAAGAAGCGAGCUACCACAAGGAAAUGGAGCAACAAGAGGCGCGCAUCAAGAAGCUAGAGUCAAAUACGGAAGACGAGAAUGCCGAAUAUCAGCUGAAGCAAGAGCGACAAGGUCUUGAAGAGACCAAGAACGUUCUUCCAAAUAUGCGAUCAAAGAUUACCCAAGCUCUCCAGAAACUGGAGGAACAGCUUGAGAGCAACAAAGAGGCAGGCGGGGAAGCUUCGACGGAAGACGUUACUAAGGCGAAGGAGGCGAUUGCAAAGGGCAAGGAAAGCCUCCGUGAGAUCUCAUAAGCCGUCCACGCCCGGCUCAUCCAGAUAUCAUACCCACGAGUCUAUAUGUAGAUGUACAUAGCCCAGGAAAGGUUGUUCCAUGCCUCAAACACCGCGCUAUGCAAGGAAACAGGGUAUCAAAAUGAGAGGAACCCAAAGAAAUAGGCUAUCUGUCGUCGCACGCGCAGAAACGGCCCGUCCGGAAAAGAGAACUAUGAAAACGACUGAUCAGGGAU
Molecule: messenger RNA, 660 nt
Organism: Trematosphaeria pertusa
Lineage: Eukaryota; Fungi; Ascomycota; Dothideomycetes; Pleosporales; Trematosphaeriaceae
Product: tubulin binding cofactor A
Exons: 3
Coding region: 95-445 (116 amino acids)
Biological process (GO): tubulin complex assembly; post-chaperonin tubulin folding pathway
Cellular component (GO): cytosol; microtubule cytoskeleton
Molecular function (GO): beta-tubulin binding
Source: RefSeq, a predicted model, not a curated record